GGGAGGACGCCAGCUCUUUGCACUUCCCCGCAUCCAACGCGAAGAAGAAGCCGCACCAAGCGUCGUGUCCCUGCGGGAGGCGUGCGAGGACGAGGGCGCCGUCCACCUCGUCAUGGAGCUCUACGAGGGCAGCAAGCUCUUCGACCGCAUCGUCGCGCAGGGGCACUACACCGAGCGCGCUGCCGCCAAUGUCACCCGCAUCAUCGUCGAGGUCGUCCAGCUCUGCCAUCAGCACGACGUCAUCCAUCGCGACCUCAAGCCGGAGAACUUCCUCUUCGCCAAUAAGAAGGAGAACUCGCCGCUCAAGGCCAUCGACUUCGGUCUCUCCAUCUUCUUCAAGCCUGAGACUGAACAAGGGGUGGCGCAGGCUAUUCUUCGUGGAAAUAUCGAUUUUAAGCGCGAACCCGCCGCCGCCAGCCCGCCCACCACGCUCUUCGCUAGCUCGCCCACCGCGCCGCCGCCAGCCAGCCCAUCGCGCUACAGACGCGCUGCCGGUACCCUCUCCCUCUCCGCCCGGAAGUUCUUGGGUAACCAUCUCACUACAGGUCCAGUUGGAAUCGAAUACUCUGUUUGCUGGCCUAUGCUAAUGAGUAAUCUAUUUCAGAUUUGGAUAUGUGCAAGACACAAUGGUUGCUCAACGAACCAGCACCAGGUAUAAGUGUGUCUCCGUCGGAGGAGAACAUGCGGUACUCAACGUCAUAAUCCUUGGCCAUGCGCAUUCACUUUGCAGUCAAUUCCUCAUUUAUGAUUGGCUUCACAUGACAUUACUUUUUGUAUGGGUAGUCUUUGUGCUUCUGAUGUUGUUUCUAGAAUUAUUAAUAGAUAUAUUUAUAGAAGGAAAAAGCAAAGGUCAGGGCACUGGUACUAUUUCAGAAGGUAUAUUUGGUUUGUGCAGCUUCAUUUGCAAUGCAUAUAUUUAUUCUUCUUUACUAAAAAGAGACUCAUCUUGUUAAUUUAGUAAUAUAUUUGUAUGUCCUGGGAAAAGAUUGCUAGAGGAAAAUUUGCUAAAUUCUACAACUACACAUAACCUUUGUUUUCUUUUUCAUUUCAGCUAUUGGUGAGUACUUACCGCUAUGAUGGACAAGACUUUUAUCAUUUCUUUUUUAGCCAGAUUGUGGUUAGAUGUGAGAUUACUGUAGUUCAUAGACCAUAGCAGAUGCUCGUAAGCAGAGGUUCGCUGCUGUAAAUGGAUUGAUUUCUUGCUUUUCCAGAACGCAUUGGCAAAGAUCAUGUCGCUGUCUCAGCACAGCACACACGGUUUGCAUCCAUUCCUGUAGUGGACCAAGUGACUGUAGUAUGAAGAAGCGCGUGUCAUUUUCCUGAUUAAUUUAGCUGGUUCAACUCUGUUGGGGUCCCAAGUCUUGGCCAUAAUUUGAUGUAAUUAAACUUCUUUAGACAAUUGAGUACCUUUCUAUGUGGAUUUACAUAUCCCUUUGCCUUAUAGUUUGGCAUAUUAUUGCACUUCAUGUUGACACACUUCUGAUAGCAUGUUUACCUUGGGAUAAGAUUUCUAAUGUUUGCCAAUAUUGCCAAGUAAAAUAAAAUGUCAGUGGCUUCCUUGAACACCCAGAUUAUUUGCUACCUUCCUUUUGCAUUACCACUAUAAUUUUCAAAGAAGGAUGCUCUUUAUCUUGUCUCUUUACAGGUUUGUGUGGCGAAAGAAGAUAGAGCGUGAUGUAUCUCAGGGACAGAAGGUGAAUAUUUCUGUUAAAUCUGAGAAGAAGAAACAAU
This is a messenger RNA of Zea mays, 1731 nucleotides long. Its product is annotated as calcium-dependent protein kinase 3. Gene Ontology annotation, molecular function: ATP binding; protein kinase activity. Bases 113 to 658 code for a protein of 181 amino acids. The record is from RefSeq and is a predicted model, not a curated record. Gene Ontology annotation, biological process: protein phosphorylation. Lineage: Eukaryota; Viridiplantae; Streptophyta; Magnoliopsida; Poales; Poaceae. The transcript has 4 exons.